AUGACUGAUUUGAACUCAGAUCUUUUAGAAAUAAAAUGAUUCUCAGCCUUGAGCACAUUUUAUUUAUAGUUUUCCAGUCUAGAAUGGACAGUAAUUGGUAAUGCACAGAGCCUAGCACUAGUCCUCUUUCAGGAUUGGAUUUUACCUCGAGGGAAAAGGUAGGUUGAGAGUUGGAAAGGAAAACCAUGAGCGUCUAUAGGCAAUGCCUAGACCAUUUGGGCAUCUUCCUAGAGUGAAACUGGGAGUUAGCCCCAGGCUUUGAAUUUUCCCUUUUUACCAAAUUUGGCCAGAAAUUCCUUUUUUGGAAUUUUUGUGCAGACAGCUUUCAUUCAGCCCAAGUCGAUAGCCUUCCCACUCAUCAUUGCAUUGGAGCUGGCUGCGUUACCAAUAGGUGGAAGCCAAUCUCUAUUUAAGUUAAGUUAAGAAUUCAGGCCUUUUAAUGGUUUGCAUAGUGAUCCUCAGCUACUUAGUCUAUCAAAAAUUCAAACCAAAGGAGCCUCCACUAUCCCCUGGCUUACCUCCGCUCCGCUUUAAGAGUGUGACAAAAAUUUCCUCAGAAAAGUCAAUUCUUUCAUUGCCCAAAGUGUCCGAAAUUUCAUGGAGAUCUAAAAAAGUUCCCAGAAUUUGUAUUUCAGGUGGGCCUUGUGCAGGGAAAACUACAAGCUUAGCAAGGCUGUCUUUAAGACUUCCUGAGCAAGGGUAUAAAGUUUUUACGGUCCCUGAAGCAGCCACACUUUUAAGAUCUGGUGGGGCGAUGAUUAAUAUGUCAAAUUUUGAUGAUACCCAAAUGACUCAGGCCAUUUUUUGAUUUUUUUUAAUAUUUUUUUUUAAUUAUUUUUAAGAAAAAAAAUUUGGAAAUAAAUAUUAAAAUAACCUACACCCAAAAAAUUGAUUUUCAAUUGAGAUUAGUAAAACUUCAAUUGGCCCUCGAAGAUAUUUUUACUACAAUUGCUGAACACAGUGGCGGUAAAGCAAUUGUUAUCUGUGAUCGCGGGGUUAUGGACGGAGCUGCAUAUAUCCCGCAAGAUCUAUGGCAAGCUUUAUUAGAUGAAAUGGGUUUAACGAAAGUUCACUUAAGAGACUGUAGAUAUGAUAUUCUAUUGCAUCUCGUUACAGCUGCUCAAGGCGCAGAAAAGCAUUUUUCUAAUAAAAAUAAUGUUGCGAGAUAUGAAGAUUUAGAAGAAGCUAGAAAUAUUGACAGGCAACUACUUAGAGCUUGGACAGGUCAUCCAAAGAUGUUUAUUAUUGAUAAUGAAAGAGUAUAGUUUAUUAGAAAUUUUAUUUAUAUUUAAAUGUUUUAUCGAUCAAAAAUUUAACACCUCAUAUAUUUAGCAUCAUUUUUAAAAAAAAAUAUUUAAUAAGCUAUAUCAUCUUUUGACCAAAAAAUAGAAAAAUGCAUUGAAAUUGUCUUCAGUCACCUUAACUUGCCAUCACAGAACCAUUUUAAUUACAAAUUUUUAAUAAAAAUGCGUCCUCAUGACUGGAAAAUGCCAGACUAUAUAGAAUAUCAAAAGAUAUCAGUUGAAGAAACAUUUUUAAUGCGCCAGAAGGCUGACAGAACAAUAGUUGAAAGAGUCCAAAGGAGAGGAUAUAACAAUAGCUAUACAUAUUUAUAUGUAAGGGAACUUAUGAUUGAUGAUGCUAGAAAUUUAAAAACGACUGAAUCAAAUAUAAUAUCAUCAAGAGAAUACAUUUCUUAUUUAAAGCGAAGAGAUAGAACAAGGAAAACUGUACAUAGGACGUUGCUUUGUUUUAUAUAUGCUGAGGAUUAUAUGAUUUUAGAUACUUUUGAAAAUGUUGUUAAAGGUUUGACUAUUUUGAGAAUUCAAACAAAAAAGCCAAGAGAUGAACUAAUUUUGCCUGAGUUUGUCACUGUAAUCAGAGACGUGAUGAAUGAUAUGUCAUACUCCACCCAUAUAUUGGCAAAAAAUGACUAUUUUCUGGAUGAGAUUGAUGUCACAAAAUUAUAA
Molecule: messenger RNA, 1970 nt
Organism: Blepharisma stoltei
Lineage: Eukaryota; Ciliophora; Heterotrichea; Heterotrichida; Blepharismidae
Source: the annotation of a GenBank genome assembly